AUGGGUUUUGGAAGAUCUUCUAUUGAAGCUUCAGCAGCAACUUUCAUGGCUGCCAAUAAAGCAAACCACCACUCAAACACAAUACUAUCCAACUCCCAUCAACAACUACUGCACCAGAGUCAGCAGGAUCAAGAUCAUCGUCACCAAAACAAUCAGAUGUCAUUUGGAAUGAUGCAAUCACCUUUAUCAUUAUCAUCAACCAUUCAUGGAAACUUCAUAAGCAAAGACACUGGAGCUUAUGAUUUGGGUGAAUUAGAUCAAGAUCUUUUCCUUUACCUUGAUGGCCAGAGCCCCUCAACAGCCCAAGAGCAAAGACAUGCUGCAGUUUUCGACAUGGAGUAUGCGAGAUGGCUAGGAGAACACCACCGUAUCAUGUGCGAGCUCCGGGCGGCACUACAAGAGCAUUUGCCGGAGAAUGAUUUGAGGCUUUUUGUGGAAAACUGCUUAGCUCAUUAUGGUGAGAUGAUUAGCCUCAAAAGCAUGGUCGCCAAAUCCGACGUGUUUCAUCUUUUUUCCGGCAUGUGGAGAACUCCAGCGGAACGAUGCUUCUUAUGGAUGGGAGACUUCCGGCCAUCCGACCUCAUCAAGAUUGUUGUCAGCCAAAUUGAGCCAUUGACGGAGCAACAACUGAUGGGUAUCUGUGGACUACAACAAUCGACCCAGGAAGCCGAAGAAGCUCUGUCUCAAGGACUUGAUGCUCUUAACCAAUCGCUUUCACUCACCAUUGCUUCUGAUGCAAUGAGCUGUCCUCCAAACAUGGCCAACUACAUGGGUCAAAUGGCCAUAGCCAUGAACAAGCUCUCCACCGUCGAAGGUUUUCUUAGACAGGCAGAUAAUUUGAGGCACCAAACACUUCACCGGCUGUAUCAACUCUUAACGACUCGUCAAGCAGCAAGGUGUUUUCUGGCCAUUGCCGAGUACUUCCACCGCCUCCGAGCUCUUAGCUCUCUCUGGUUGGCACGUCCCCAGCAGGAAUGA
Messenger RNA from Ilex paraguariensis (yerba mate), 978 nucleotides. The record is from the annotation of a GenBank genome assembly. Lineage: Eukaryota; Viridiplantae; Streptophyta; Magnoliopsida; Aquifoliales; Aquifoliaceae.